Molecule: messenger RNA, 1179 nt
Organism: Pestalotiopsis fici W106-1
Lineage: Eukaryota; Fungi; Ascomycota; Sordariomycetes; Amphisphaeriales; Sporocadaceae
Product: Flap endonuclease 1
Exons: 5
Coding region: 1-1179 (392 amino acids)
Cellular component (GO): cytoplasm; nucleus
Molecular function (GO): DNA binding; 5'-3' exonuclease activity; 5'-flap endonuclease activity
Source: RefSeq, a predicted model, not a curated record
AUGGGUAUCAAGAACCUCUUCUCCAUCAUUAAGGAUGAAGCUCCAGAUGCUGUCAAGGAGGGUGAGAUCAAGAACCAGUUCGGUCGCAAGGUUGCUAUUGACGCCUCCAUGAGCAUUUACAGUUUCCUCAUUGCAGUCCGAUCCGACGGCCAAAUGCUCACAAACGAGGAGGGCCAAACCACUUCACAUCUCAUGGGCAUGUUCUACCGCACACUUCGGAUGGUCGACAAUGGAAUCAAGCCCUUGUACGUUUUCGACGGCAAGCCUCCCAAGCUCAAGUCUGGUGAGCUGGCCAAGCGAUUCCAGCGCAAAGCCGAGGCACACGAGGGCCUAGAGGAAGCCAAGGAGACAGGUACCGCCGAAGAUGUCGAAAAAUUCUCGAGACGAACCGUUCGAGUCACCCGUGAGCAUAACGAGGAGUGCCAGCGACUGCUCAAGCUCAUGGGCAUUCCGUACAUCAUUGCGCCCACUGAGGCCGAAGCCCAGUGCGCCGUCCUGGCAAGAGCCGGCAAGGUCUAUGGCACUGCCAGUGAGGAUAUGGAUACUCUUUGUUUCGAGAGUCCCAUCCUGCUGCGACACAUGACUUAUAGCGAACAGCGAAAGGAGCCGAUUCAGGAGAUUCACCUUAACAAGGUGCUCGAAGGUCUGAUGAUGGAUCGCAAGCAGUUUGUCGAUUUGUGUAUCCUGUUGGGAUGCGAUUACCUCGACCCUAUUCCCAAGAUCGGCCCCUCGACCGCUCUGAAGCUUAUUCGCGAACACGGUUCCCUCGAGAAGGUGGUUGAAUGGAUUGAGAGCAGUGGAAAGUACACCAUCCCCGAGGACUGGCCUUAUGCCGAUGCUCGAGACCUCUUCUUCAACCCAGACGUCCGCAAGGCCGAAGACCCAGAGUGUGAUUUCAAGUGGGAAAAGCCCGACAUUGACGGUCUGGUCAACUUCCUUGUCACUGAAAAGGGAUUCUCCGAAGACAGAGUCAGAUCUGGUGGCGCAAGACUGGAGAAGAACUCGAAGAGCUCUCAACAAGCUCGACUAGAGGGCUUCUUCAAAGUUAUUCCCAAGACUGAAGAGCAAAAGCAAGCCCACAAGCGCAAGGUAGAGGAGCAAAAUGAUGCUCGCAAGAAGAAGCUCAAGGAAGAUAAGAAGGAAAAGGCCAAGCAAAAGGCCAAGCCUCGUGGGGCAUAA